CAACGAGCCCCCCCAAAACAGUCUUUUCUCAACGGUGGUUCAGUGUGUUUGUGCCGAUGGUGUUUGCUUUUGCCUUCGACAACGGCAGCAGUUACAUUGUUAAUUGCGGCAGAUUAGUUGCAGGCCACAAGGAAACAAGAACAACAAGCGAGAUCGGACCACUUAAACCGGAAAUAGACCAUUAAACGCUCUCACACACACACACACGCACGCACGAACAAAGGCAUCAUAUGGUGGAAAAGCCAAGCCGCUAAACAACAAACGGCGCUCUCUAUCUCUUUGCCGCUGCUUCUGCUGCUGCUGCUGCUGCUCUCUCAAGGUCGUCGGCUCAGACGCCAGCGCCGACGAACUUCACUCCACCCCCACUCGCAACAAGACGCAACUCGAGCCGCAACACGCAACAUUGGGGAGAAGAGCCAUUGGCCAUUCGCCAUUCGCCAUCCAUCAGCCAGCGAGCUAAAUCAGUAUUCGAGCAACUCUCGACGCGAAUGCAAGUGAGGUAAAUUGCCAGCGCUCAAAAGUAGGCAACACUUGGGUCUAACGGUGAACGGCGAACGCUUAACGGUUAACGGUGUGCGUUGUGUACGGCAAGCGGAAACGGAAGUAAACACUCGUUGGCGCGCGCUCGCUUGAUUGAAUUUGAAAGGGUUCAACCGAAAGCAACUAGCGAUCAGCAGAUCGAAGCAAACUGAGGAUAUCGAAGCGCACUGAAGAUCCGACAAGACGAAUAUCGUUUAUCUACGCGCGCGUUGUAUUAAAAAAGAGUUAAAGUGCAUUUCCUAAAUAUACCAACCUUUUUAACUCCGUUUGUUGCAUUGGAUCAACGAUCACCGUUGACGGUGGAUUCCUCCUGCCCCAAACGGAAAAAAUGCGAUAUGGACCGAGAGCGCGAAAGAGAUGUCAAGGCCCUGGAGCCACGCGACUUAUCCUCCACGGGCCGCAUUUACGCCAGAAGCGAUAUUAAAAUCAGCUCCUCGCCAACCGUCUCGCCAACGAUCUCAAACUCCUCUUCGCCCACACCGACGCCACCCGCCAGUUCCUCAGUGACGCCGCUGGGCUUGCCCGGAGCGGUGGCAGCUGCUGCCGCCGCCGUCGGAGGAGCCUCCUCGGCGGGGGCCAGUUCCUAUUUGCACGGCAACCACAAGCCCAUCACUGGGAUUCCGUGUGUGGCCGCCGCCUCCCGCUAUACGGCACCCGUUCACAUCGACGUGGGCGGGACCAUCUACACCAGCUCACUGGAGACGCUCACCAAGUACCCGGAGUCGAAGCUGGCCAAGCUCUUCAAUGGCCAGAUACCCAUCGUGCUGGACUCGCUGAAGCAGCACUAUUUCAUCGAUCGCGAUGGGGGCAUGUUCCGCCACAUUCUGAACUUUAUGAGAAACUCAAGACUUCUGAUUGCCGAAGACUUUCCGGACCUGGAGCUGCUGCUGGAGGAGGCUCGCUACUACGAAGUGGAGCCGAUGAUUAAGCAGCUGGAGAGCAUGCGCAAGGAUCGCGUUCGCAACGGCAACUAUUUGGUGGCGCCACCCACUCCACCGGCUCGCCACAUCAAGACGAGCCCGAGGACCAGCGCAUCGCCGGAGUGCAAUUACGAGGUAGUGGCGCUGCACAUCUCGCCGGACCUUGGCGAACGCAUAAUGCUGUCGGCGGAACGGGCUCUGCUCGACGAGCUCUUCCCGGAGGCCAGCCAGGCGACACAGUCGAGUCGCAGCGGAGUGUCCUGGAACCAGGGCGACUGGGGGCAAAUCAUCCGCUUCCCCCUCAACGGCUACUGCAAGCUGAACUCGGUGCAGGUGCUCACCCGACUCCUCAACGCCGGCUUCACCAUCGAGGCCAGCGUUGGGGGCCAGCAGUUCUCCGAGUAUCUGCUGGCGCGACGCGUUCCAAUGUGAUAGGCUCUGGCUAGGGAUUCCCCAGCUCCCCAAGAAGCUGCAGAUGUAGCACUGAUUCCGUCGGCUUCUGUAGCUUCUGUUUCCGGUUCCGGUUCGGAUUCGGGUUCGGGUUCGGCAUCGGGCUCUUUGCGACGCGGGCGUCUGAUCCAUGUGCGUUGCAGGCGCUGAUAGAUCUGGGUUAGGUGAACCAGAAUCGCAGGUGGGGAGAGUAGUCUAUGAACAAUUCCAAGUGAUACAAAGUACUGAGAAGAAGGGCAAUGAAAAAUCAAGUGUUAUGCCGAAUUGUUUAUAUAUCCAACACAUUUAAACUCGAUCCACCACCGUUUCGGGGACUGCGCAUUGCUGCUCUGAGCAGUAAAAUACAUAAUUUAGAAAUACUUGGACACCGUUCGGUGAGGAUGCAAGUUCUGAAUCUGAAUCCAAAUGUUAUUUAAUGUUUAUCAAUUAAGUUUGCUGGCACGGACACUGAACGCAAACACGCUCGUGUGUAUUAUUAAGCAUUUACAGAGCCAAGAGCCCAGCACUGAUUUUGUUUUUUAGCCUUGAGUUUAAGUCGAUAUUGUUUUCUCUAAGUGUACCACCUAAUGCUAAUGACCCUAAGUUGUUUCAUCGAGUUGGCCAGGGAUAUUAGCUGGCUUAAAUUAUUGUAACACACACGGAAAACUAUGGUAGUAUCAACUCACAGCGAAAAUAGUUUUGUAGUACUUAAUUGAUGUAAUUGAACCUUUAUGAAUGUAAACUAUGGGAUAACUUUUUCAAUAUAUACGAUCCGACGUCUAAAUAGUCUACACCAAUUCAAAUACAAUUACAUGCAAAUAUAGAUAUAUUCAACAAAAUACAGUUUGCGACCACGCCCUCUAUAGAACAACCACUCAAUUGAAUAUUUAAAUAAAGAAAAAACAUA
Messenger RNA from Drosophila simulans, 2796 nucleotides. RefSeq names its product BTB/POZ domain-containing protein kctd15-like (gene twz). Gene Ontology annotation, molecular function: protein binding. Lineage: Eukaryota; Metazoa; Arthropoda; Insecta; Diptera; Drosophilidae. The record is from RefSeq and is a predicted model, not a curated record. Gene Ontology annotation, biological process: protein homooligomerization. The transcript has 6 exons. Bases 876 to 1892 code for a protein of 338 amino acids.